GAGAAAAAGAUAAGCAAAUGGACCGGGCGGUGGAAAUGGAGAGGAGCGACAGGGCUGGCAGGGCAGGCGGAACCGUCGACGAGCCGCGGCGUGGCGGCCAGUGAGGGGGGUUCGGUUCUGAAACGACCCCCGGAAAACCACUCAGCUGGAGGAACCGACGUGUCUGCAGGAGCUGCAAUAACUGGAGAUUCUGCAGGGACGCUGGACUGACAGCGGAAAAGGUCGCUCAGCAUGAGUCGGGAAGGGUGGAUGAAGAAGAAAGCCUUCGCCAGCGAUGACAACGGUUGGAGCGAGAGGGGCGGCUACAUGGCCGCCAAGGUGUCCAAGCUGGAGGAGCAGUUCAGGCUGGACGCCCCGCGGGAGAAGCAGAAGGACGGAGCCUGCUCCAGCAUCUUCGGCGGGGUCGCCAUUUACGUCAACGGAUACACAGAUCCGAGUGCGGACGAACUCCGCAGGCUGAUGAUGCUGCACGGCGGCCAGUUCCACGUCUACUACUCCCGCUCCAAGACCACCCACAUCAUCGCCAGCAACCUGCCCAACUGCAAGGUCCAGGAGCUCAGAGGGGAGAAGGUCAUCCGGCCCGACUGGAUCACUGACAGCAUCGCCGCCGGGCGUCUGCUGCCUUACCUGGAGUACCAGCUGUAUGCUAAGCAGAGGAACGCGCUCUUCCCCGGCGCGACCCGGCGCCAGACCUCAGAGGCGGCGGGACCGAGCCGCGGUUCCGCUCACCCCAACGUCCAUCACAAUCUCCAUCCGCCGCCGCCGUGCAACACUGAGCUCUCUGUUCCCCACAACGGGUGGCCGUCGUCCACCUGCAGGAACAACUCCGUCCCUGUCCCCGGCCGGGCCGGAACCCCCUCCCGGACCCCCCAGCACCACCCAGAGGCCCGUCUGGUUACCGCCCAACCGGAUCGGCCCAUAUCCAGUCAGCUCAUCACGGAGUCCAGACACCCGCCGCGUAGCCCCCACCAGACAAAGCCCCCACACAAGCCUCCACUCCCCGCCCACCCGGAGGAGGAAGAAGCAAAGAUGAACGGACUGAUGCCGACGUCGCCGGACGUCUCCAGCCCUUCUUCACACGCGAGCGAGAAGCAGCGAGGAGGAAGAGCAGGGCCGGGUCCCGCGGGGGCCUCAGCGGGGGGGGCGGACCCCUCCCUGACCAACGGACACGCCCACGUCGUCAACGGAGCCUUCAAGCCGGAGGACCCGCCCCCCGGCGCGGGCCGCCCCCACCCAGACAGACCUCGGCACGCCAAGCCCGACCCGUACGAGUUCCCCCCCAGCCCUCCGAGGACUAGACCGCCCCCCGGCCCGGACCCCGACCCCGAGGGCCCCCCCCGGCCGCUGCAGGGGCCCCCCCUCGACCAAACUCCGGAGUUUAGCCCGCCGUCCUCCGUCCGGCUGAACGGGAGUCUCCACCCCGGGCCGGACCGGCCCCCCAGCCCCCGGGGGCCCGCACGGGGCCCCCCGGGGCUGCAGGACCAGGCCGGGGGCCUCAUCUCGGAGUACUACUCCCACUCGCGGCUGCACCAGAUCUCCACCUGGAGGAUCGGCUUCUCCGACUACGUCAACCAGCUGCACGGCCGGCACACGGCGGGGCCGAGCCCCACGUUCCCGGGGAGGGACCGGCUGAGGAGGUCCGGGGCCCGGAGGCCCGGUGGUCCAGCCGCGCUGAAGUCCUGCAUCCUGCACGUGGACAUGGACUGCUUCUUCGUGUCGGUGGGGAUCCGGCGCCGACCCGAGCUCAAAGGCGAACCCGUCGCUGUGACCAGCAACCGCGGGCCGGGCCGAGUCCCGCCGAGGCCCGGCGCCGACCCCCAGCUGGAGCUGCAGUACUACCAGAGGAAACGGGCUCCUCCCCGACCCGAGGGCGAGGUCGAUCCCCUGCAGGCGACGCCCUCUCAGGAGGGUCCCCCCCCGGGUCCCGGCGGGCCGGACCAGGACCCCGCCGCCCUCUCCAUGGCAGAGAUCGCGUCCUGCAGCUACGAUGCCAGGCAGGCGGGCGUGAAGAACGGGAUGUUCUUCGGCAGAGCCCGGCAGCUGUGCCCCGCGCUCAAGUCCGUCCCAUACGACUUCGAGGCCUACAAGGAGGUGGCGCUCAACAUGUACGAGAUCCUCGCCAGCUACACUCACGACAUCGAGGCGCUGAGCUGCGACGAAGCCCUGCUGGACGGCUCGGCCCUGCUGAACGAGCUGGGGGUCGGACCGGAGGACCUGGCCCGGGCCAUCCGGGCCGACAUCCAGGAGAAGACGGGCUGCUGCGCCUCCGUGGGCAUGGGCUCCAACAUCCUCCUGGCCCGGCUGGCGACCCGCAAGGCCAAACCGGACGGGCAGUAUCACCUGAAGUCUGAAGAGGUGGACGACUUCAUCAGGGACCUGCCGGUGACUCGGCUGCCAGGGGUCGGCCACGUCAUGGGCAGGAAGCUGGCGGACAUGGGGGUGAAGUCCUGCGGCGACCUGCAGCAGGUGUCGCUGCCGCAGCUGCAGAAGAGGUUCGGCUCGCGGACCGGUCAGACGCUGUUCCGGUUCUGCCGGGGCCUGGACGACCGGCCCGUCCGCUACGAGAAGGAGAGGAAGUCCGUCUCCGCGGAGAUGAACUACAACAUCCGCUUCUCCAAGGUCCAGGAGGCCGAGAGUUUCCUCAACAACCUGUCGAUGGAGGUGCAGAAGCGCCUGCAGGACGCGGGUCUGCGCGGCCGCCGGGUCACCCUCAAGGUCAUGGUGCGGAAGGUCGGAGCGCCGCUGGAGCCGGCGAAGUACGGCGGCCACGGCAUCUGUGACAGCCUGGCCAGGACCGUGAUGCUGGCUCAGGCCACCGACAGCGGCCAGACCAUCGCCGCCGCCGUCCUGAAGCUGUUCCACGCCAUGAAGCUGGAGGUGCAGGACCUGAGGGGGCUCGGGAUCCAGGUCCAGCUCCUGGAGGGAAGUCAGCCGCCCCCGCAGGACCCCCGGGGGCCCCGAACCCGCUCCAUCAAGGACAUGCUGCUGGGCCCGGGACCCAGCGCCAGGUCCAAUAACAGAGAUUCUUCAGACGCUCGUACAGAACGGACCCCCCCGACAGCAGUUUGCUCCCCGCCAGACCCGACGUCCCCCGCCGAGCCGGUCCCGGGAACCAGCGACGAGCAGCCGUGGUGCCGGCAGACGCCGAAGCGCUGCCGGACCCGUCUCAACCUCAGCAUCGAGGUCCCGUCCCCCUCCCAGGUGGACCGGUCCGUUCUGGAGGCCCUGCCCGCGGAGCUGAGGGCUCAGGUGGAGCAGUCGUGGACCCGGAGGGACGCCAGGCCCGGCAGCUGCCGUUCACCGGGUCUGCAGCCUCCCGGCCCGAUCCCUCGACCCCCGACUCCUCCUCAGCCGGCCGUUUACACGCCCCCCGCCGGGACGCUGCUCAUCCAGAUCCCCAACCAGCCCGACGGGCCGGGCAUCGUGCUGGAGCUGCCCAACUUCUCACAGGUGGAUCCAGAUGUGUUUGCUGCGCUUCCCAAAGAGCUGCAGGAGGAGCUGAAGUCGGCCUACAGCCGCGCGCUGAGCGUGCAGCCCCAGGUGAAAACAGCGGAGCCCAAGAACCCGCUGCUGCAGCUGAAGCAGAGCGGCGUCGGCGUGGGCCGGGUGAAGCGCCGCUACAAGAGGAAGAACGCAGUCAGCCCGCUGAAGAGAGGGACCUCGCCGCUGAAGAGGUGCCUGACGAGCAACAGUCCCGCCAAAGCUGCAGCCGCGCUGAAGUCCCAGGAGACUCUAAACGCACCAAAGAUUGAAAACGGUCCCUCCACCUCAACCCUGGACAUGGCGGCGUCCGUCACCAAGCCGCCCCCCCGCCCCGCCCCGACGCUGGCGGGGGCCUGUGACCUGGCCGACAUCAAAACCCUCCUGCGGGAGUGGGUCACCACCAUCACAGAACCCAUGGAGGAGGACAUCCUGCAGGUGGUGAAGUACUGCACCGACCUGAUCGAGGACAAAGACCUGGAGAAGCUGGACCUCAUCAUUAAAUACAUGAAAAGGCUGAUGCAGCAGUCGCUGGAGUCCGUGUGGAGCAUGGCGUUCGACUUCAUCCUGGACAACGUGCAGGUGGUUGUGCAGCAGACGUACGGCAGCGUGCUGCAGAUGACAUGAGGGAGGUUUGGGUUUCCUCGCCUUACAAGCCGCUGGACUAAAAUCAAGACAUCUGUUUGAGCGUGUGAAUGUGUCCCGAGCACGUCGUCGCCGCGGCGGCCGCCGUCCGUCCGUCAGCUCAGAGGCCGAGUUUUAAAAGAGAUCAUCCAUAAACACUCAGCACUUCAUUUCUUGUACUUAUUUAUUCAGAAGACGAGCGACUGAAACUGGAAAACAUCAAAUGUUCCCGGUUUCACUAAAAACCCAAAUCAUAGCAGCUUUGUUUUGUAAAAUUCAUCAUUUACUUUUCCUUUGUUUUACUUCUGUUUGAGGACUUUUCUACAGACUGCGCAUGCUUUUCUCGUUUGUUUCUUUUUACACUGUUUUCUGUUUGCUUCCCGGGUUGUUUUGGUUUGAAAUCCGUUUCCUGAUCAGUGUUUUCCAUUUGAUACAAAAGCUGACUCUUUUCUACGAGUGUUAUCAUGUUAAAAUGCAUCUUUCAGCAGUUGUUUUUGUUUUAUUUUAAUGGUUGUGUAGCAAACAUCAGGCAUGCGAUACCCACAUUGGUACAGCAGAAAGACGGUUUUGUUUCAUUAUGGAUUAUUUGGUGCUCUCAUUUCCAGCAAAUAUCUCAGAAAUAUCAACAACUGCUGCACACGGUAAAAAUCUUCUUUGCUUUUCUUCACUUUUUUUAACAAAAAAAAAGUGCCAAAAUCUUUUUAUUAUAAGAGUGUAAAUGCUGUUUUUAAAGAUCCUUGUCAAACCAUUUAAAAGAGACAGAAAUGUACAGAGAGGACUUGCCUCUUAUUGUUUACCUGUAGUGAAUUCUUAGUAAAUAUCUUUAAAUUGUAACUCUUCUCACUCUUUGUGUCAAAAGUGUUCAAACAUGGAAAUCAGAAGCUUUCCAAAGUACUUGGUAAAGGAUUCGCUUCUGAUUCUCUGUAGCACUCAAAUCAAGAGGACAUUGGAAGGAUUCAUUGCAGUCAAGCAGCUUGUUUUUGUAUGUUUUUUGUUGGUUUUUCUCAGUGAGAUGUCCCUUCUAGACGAUGUAACCUUCAUAUGUUCAUUAAGCAUUUGUAUUGUGAGUAAAUGCAAGAUUAUGGCGUGUUUUCACUGCUUUCUUACGUCUAAACUGAAAUAAUGCUGGAUUGUUUAGGAGCAGUCGAUCUUUCUAACUUUGUGGCUCAUCUUUUAUAACUCAGACGUGGGAGUCAACCUAAAAAAGCACAUGGUUUCAUUUCUGUGUUUCUGUGAAUUGAACUUCUGUGGUUGGUUGUUAGAAGUACUCAGCAGACACGACUAGCUGACUUCCGAUCCCUCCGUACGGGGAUGUCGCGUAAGCGAUCGGAAAAAAGAUUGUUAAAGGCAGUAUCCUUAUAUGCAAAUCAGAUCAGCCUGACAUCAUUUGAACACUUGUUGAAAUGAAUGUAAUCUGGAAUGUGUGAAUCCUCACUCACUUUCAGGAUGUUUCUCUUCUCCUGUCAUCGUUCCUGAAAGCAGUGGCCACAGUUGAAAAAUGGCCAGUGUUGUGUUCUUUUAAACUGGCUUGUGCCUGAAGACCUGAAGCUGUGAACUUGUUUGUAAGUUUUCUAAACCUUGACAAUAAACCGAGAACUCUGUUUA
Messenger RNA from Cololabis saira (Pacific saury), 5709 nucleotides. RefSeq names its product REV1 DNA directed polymerase (gene rev1). Gene Ontology annotation, cellular component: nucleus. Gene Ontology annotation, biological process: error-free translesion synthesis; error-prone translesion synthesis. The coding region runs from base 232 to 4107 and encodes 1291 amino acids. The record is from RefSeq and is a predicted model, not a curated record. Gene Ontology annotation, molecular function: damaged DNA binding; deoxycytidyl transferase activity; DNA-directed DNA polymerase activity. The transcript is spliced from 22 exons. Lineage: Eukaryota; Metazoa; Chordata; Actinopteri; Beloniformes; Belonidae.